Molecule: messenger RNA, 1872 nt
Organism: Melanaphis sacchari
Lineage: Eukaryota; Metazoa; Arthropoda; Insecta; Hemiptera; Aphididae
Product: solute carrier family 46 member 3-like
Exons: 8
Coding region: 299-1816 (505 amino acids)
Biological process (GO): transmembrane transport
Cellular component (GO): membrane
Molecular function (GO): transmembrane transporter activity
Source: RefSeq, a predicted model, not a curated record
GUACCUAUUUCUAACAUAUAUAUAGUUGUCAGUUAUAUAUUUUAUAAUUAUUAUAGUGUAACAUUAUCUAGUUGGAUUUACAACUGUGUCCGGACCAUUCGUUUUUUUACGUUUAAAAAAUUUUCGCGCCAAAAAUAAAUUACAAAUACACUAAAAAAUAUGUGAAACGUUUAAUUUUCAACCUAUCGUUGCCGUAAAAAAUCAAACAUCAUCUAAAUGGAGAAAUAGUCAAUUUAAGAUUACACGCAUCAUCACCCCCCCGUCGAAUUCGGUUCACGGCAUGCUGAUAUAAAUCAACAUGAGCCAAAAGUCAGCCAAGGCGGCCACUAUGUCAGUUUGGCGGCGGUUCUGGAACGGUAUCAGCGUCGAGCCAAUAGCCGCGUGCUACAUGACGGCGUUCACGAUGGUCACGCUCACCGUGUCCAACCUGAACAUGCAGAAAGCGUGUCGGGUGAACCUUCAACUGCCCGACGACACGUGCGAGGCGCUAGUGACAAAAAGCACAACCGGACGUCAAUCCGACGAGGUGGAAGUCCAAAAACUGGUAACCAGCAUGAUGAUGUGGCAGACGUGCGCGCAAAACGCGCUGCCGUGUGUGCUCAUGCUGUUAGUGGGUGGCUGGAGCGACCGGACCCGGAAGCGCGUCCCGUGCAUGUUGUUGCCGUUAUACGGCGAACUUGCGCGUAACGCCGGCCAACUGUUGUGCGUCUAUUAUUUCUAUCAGCUGCCCAUGGAGGCGGCCGGCAUCGCCGAAACAAUACCGUUGGCCUUGACUGGUGGCCAAACCUUAAUGACUAUGACAGCUUACAGUUACAUCGGUGACGCCACUUCAGUAGAUCAACGAACGUUCAGAAUUGGGGCAUUGAAUGCCAUUCUAGCUGUAUCUAUGGCAAUCGGAACGUCAUUGUCCGGCAUAGUAUAUAAUAAGUUAGGAUUCUACGGUGUAUAUGGUUUAUCGUCCACAUUGAUUAUAAUAGGUCUAAUAUAUGGAUUAUUGUUUGUCAAAGAUGUGACUCCAGUCUCAGAAGUGAAUAAAAACAAAUCAUAUCGGACGACUAUUUCAGAAUUUUUAGAUUUUAGCCACAUAACCCAGUCGUUCAAUACCACUUUUAAAAAACGUCCGAACGAUCAAAGACUGAGAAUUAUAAUUGUGUUAAUUAUAUUCAUGGCAAGUGCUGGCAUAAAUGCUGGUUAUCAUACAGUAUGUUAUUUGUAUACUCGAGUUCAAUUCAAUUGGGACGAAGUACAAUACAGCAUAUUUGCAUCGUAUGAAAUAGUAAUGAACAUUUUAGGUCUUCUAUUCACCUCAUUAUUCCUUUCUAAGCAAUUGAAAAUGUCUGAUGAAAUAAUAGGAAUGUUAUCAUCGAUUAGCCAAACACUGGGUGCAUUGUUUUACAUUUUCGCUUACAACGAAUUUCUUUUUUAUAAAGGACCACUGGUGACGAUUUUUACGUGCGCAGGAAACAUAUCGACCAAAUCACUGAUGACAAAAUUAGUACCAAAAUCUGAACUCAGUCAAACAGCUGCUGUCUUUGGUAUUGCAGAAAUCAUGGUUUCAUUAGUGUUUGGACUCUUAUAUAAUGGCUUAUAUGAGAUCACAAUAAAUUUUUUCCCUGGAUCUUUUUAUUUUAUCACUUUAAUACUCAUCGCUCCGACUAUUGCUUUAUUCCUAUGGCUGUACGUGAAGCGAACAAAUGAAUAUGAAUACUUAAAUGAAACAAACGAUGUUUUUCAAUAUAAGAAAAGUCCAAGACCAAAGUCAAAAAUGUUAAGUAGUUCUAACUAUGGUACGAUCGUAGAGCCAUUACAAAACUAACAAAAAUAUGCGACUGAUUUUAUAACAUAUAUCAUAUAUAAAAAAAUUAGCAUAUU